GGCGUGUGGAGAAAAAGCGUCGGGGGGACGGCAGCUGGCCAGGUUCAUCCAGAAGUGCUUCGCGACUGCGUCAGGGAUUAUCAGGGUACUGGAAGCAUGGCGUCCCUGCAGCUGCUCAGAGCUCCCUUCCUGUGUGUUCUGCUCUGGGCCUUUUGUGUUCCUGCUGCCAGGGCCCAGGAGCAUAGGGCUGGUGUCCACCAUGGCAACGUGGGCCUGGACAAGAGCACAGUGCACGACCAAGAGCACAUUAUGGAACAUCUGGAAGGUGUCAUCAACCAGCCAGAGGCGGAGAUGUCCCCACAGGAACUACAGCUCCAUUAUUUCAAAAUGCAUGAUUACGAUGGCAACAGUUUGCUUGAUGGCUUAGAGCUCUCGAUGGCCAUCACUCACGUGCACAAAGAGGAGGGGAGUGAGCAGGCCCCACCCAUGAGCGAGGACGAGCUCAUCAGCAUCAUAGACAGCGUCCUGAGAGACGGUGACAAGAACAAUGACGGCUACAUCGACUAUGCAGAGUUCGCCAAGUCGCUGCAGUAGGUGGCUGGCCCUUUCCUGUGCACACGUGACCCUUGCUAAUGUGAUGGACAUUCUGGUAAUGAGAAGCAGCUUAUUUCUGUCUACUGCUGCAGCGCUGGUAAAGCCUGUGGCAGUCUGUUAGACUGAGGUAGGAGGAAGCCACAAGGAAUACGGAGAGAAGUGGGGCAGUGUCCUUACGUGCGUUUAAACCUGUUGGACAAGAGCUGGAACCUUCCGAAGGGUGGUGGGGUAUCUCAAGCUCCCGGGAACCUGACUCUAGAUGCCACUCUAACUUCUUGAUGUUAUUUCAUGCUACCUGAAAAGUAAACACAGUCUGCUUUGCCAAGUGGACACUUCAGUGACGGUGGAGGGAGAGCCGAAAGCCGCAUGCCUUCCAGUUGGGUCCUGCCUCUGGGCAGAUGUGGUCAGUAUGCUGUUCCCCAGGCAUACAGCAUCACGUCCUAAAGCCACAGCAGGAGAAGAAUGUCACCCACGGAGUCCACCAGACGCAGAGUGAAGACUCCUUACCCACUGGCAUUUUGGAAGCGAAGCGCCAUUGGCCUGAAUACUUAGCCUUUUCAGAUCUUCAGUAUCUUACACAACUACUGCCACAGCCUGUGCUCUGUCAUUUCAGCCCGAGAGAAACCUUGAAUUGGGUGUGCUCUCCGCUCACCACCCACCGUUUGAGCUCCCUGACCUUGUGUUUUAUCCUUGCUCCCAGGGCUCCCUUCUCGGCCUAUGAACUAUUAACUUGGUAUCGCAGGUUUAAACUGUCAGCUGCUCUAGCCUAAGUCAGACCAGAAAAGAUCAGUCACUAAGGGUGGUGGCUAACCUCAUCCAAGUUUUGAAGGAAUGUUUUAAAAUUACCUCUUUGAGCCUGAAUA
This is a messenger RNA of Rattus rattus (black rat), 1397 nucleotides long. RefSeq names its product multiple coagulation factor deficiency protein 2 homolog. Lineage: Eukaryota; Metazoa; Chordata; Mammalia; Rodentia; Muridae. Gene Ontology annotation, molecular function: calcium ion binding. The record is from RefSeq and is a predicted model, not a curated record. The transcript has a single exon. The coding region runs from base 97 to 534 and encodes 145 amino acids.